AUGAUAGAGUUGGGAGAAGAGGAGAGGCAUAUGACAACAGCUAUUCGGUCUGUGGUUGGAAAGUUGGGGAAUAAAUACUCUUCAUGUUGUCACAGCAAAGGAAGAACAGUAGCAAACAUGGUUAGGGUUGGGGACUUUCAAAUUAGGAGCUCAGUAGUCAGCAACUACAAUAUUGACCGUGAUGUCUUGUUUUCAAUUUCAAAGCCGCCUACUUCUUAUGGUUAUUCCUCUCGCCAUCCUUUUCUUUUUGGUAACCACCAUAAGAAAGCUCCGCCAGUUCUGCAUCUGGAAUAUUUUAAGUGGCCCGGUGGAUUAGCAGGUAAUCAUCGUGUAGCUCCGUAUUCUAUGGAUAAUCCCAAUACCAUAGCUCUUGCCAUUUUCGCUGUGAGAGAGUACAACAAGGAAAAGAAUGCCAAACUGCGGCUUGUGAGAGUUUUGAGGGCAUGGUACAAAUGUUCUGGUGCUUCGAUCUCAUAUUUUUUUACAAUGGAGGCAGUUGAUAAGGGUGUGGUUAAAGUUUUCCAAGCAUUGGUUUUUUCACGUAGCUGCGAAAGGGAGCUAAGAUUGUUUGGUCUUCUUAAUGUUGAUAACGGGAGUUUGUUAAAACUAAUUGUUAAAGGACCUACAAAACCUUAUGAAGGACUAUCUGCGUGCAUAGCCCAAAGGUACAAGAAGAUGAAGAUUCCAAGAAAGACAAGCAGAAAUUGUCUUGAGGAAGAGACACUAAGCACCUUACUACACGUGAAAAGAAUUGAGCAGAGUGUUCUGAUGGAGGCACUUUUAGGUUUAAGGAAGAAUCAACAGAUUAUGAGCUCUAGACGGGGUGUUACUGUUCUGUACAGUCAGCGCGUUUAUUUCAACGGCAUGAGUGUUGAGGAUUAA
Molecule: messenger RNA, 882 nt
Organism: Prunus armeniaca (apricot)
Lineage: Eukaryota; Viridiplantae; Streptophyta; Magnoliopsida; Rosales; Rosaceae
Source: the annotation of a GenBank genome assembly